AUGCUCUGCCGCUUCCCUGGCUACGGCGCCUCCUUCCUCACCUUGAACAGAAGCUACCAGACGGUGACGCCGCUGUCUCCGCCGUCGCCACCGCCGUCACCACCGCCACCACCACCACCACCACCACCACCACCGCCACCGCCACUACCACCACCAUCGCCACCGCCACCGCCGCCGCCCCAGCUGCUCGUGCUCUCGGAUUGCCACUUUCUCCUGCGGGGAGAUCUACAUCUACAUAUAUACUACUCCCCGGGAAGAAGAAGACGCGCCGGGAGAAGGUGAUUUUAUGAUAGGCCCUACAAAAUAAUAUUUCAUGUAAUCAAACCAUCAAAUAAUUUUAAUUUCAUUUAGACCUGUCUCUUAUCUGAAGCUCGCCGACACUUCCUUCCCCAAAAAUAUGAGAAUAACCCUACUUUACGAACAAUUGCGGCGUCGACAGCUCCUUGGAGGGGAAUUAUAAACUAAAAAGGUUACAAUUACGUUUAUGUUUCUAUUAGUAUCAUUUAUUAAAAAACAUUUUAAAGAGGAGUAUAUGUGCAAAUACACCCUCGAGGGGGUACUACAUGACUGCGAUCCACGUCGUACUCAUGCAAGUACACGCCCACUGGUCGCCGGUCGCAAAGAGCACGCCACGUGUACAGUCGUAGCACUUACGUACGACGCGGGAGUACAACUAAUUAGGAGGGCUUUUCGGUGCUGACGUGUAGGAUGAACCAGUGGCCAACGGUUCAACGGCGGCCACGAUGGGAUCGAUCAAUAGCCCUCCUCUCACGUGCGAGUUCGAGAGAGAGAGAGAGAGAGGUGGAGAGAGAUCAGCAGAAGUAAAGAGAGAGAGAAAGAGAGAGAGAACAAUCGUUAAAGUUAGCGAUAUUAGAAAGUGCAGAGAGAAACGAUUGUUGAAGCUUGAGACUUCGACAAAUUGAUAGAGAGAGAGAGAGAGAGAGAGAGAGAGAGAACUGGAGACAGAUGUAGUGGAGAGGUACGGAGGGAGAUGAGAGUUGAUGCGUGAGAAACACAGAGAUCAUAAGAAGGGGGGUAUUUUGGUCAUUAUACAUAACAUGCACGUGAGAGGCCUUCUUGCCUUCGUGCUCCUAGACACGUGCCUGUUUUCGCUGCGAGUCUACUACAGGAAAUAUACCCAUUUUUGCGUGAAAUUAAAAAAUGCCUAUAUCGCACUAAUUUUAUGUGGUUAAUUAAAAUGAUAAUUAAUUAACUAAUUAAUAAAACCUUGUUUGUGGGGGAUUUAAUUAUCAAAAAAAUACCCCCCAUUAAUUCUACUCCUCCUCGCAGCAUCAGUAUCCAGCAUUCGCGAACUCCAAGUUCUUCGGAGCAGAAAGUUUUGGAACCCAUAGAUCAGGGCUCUGGUUUUAGGGUUCUUCUCCUGGAACCCAUUGAUUCUUUUUUGUAAAAAAAGAAAAAAAAAAUUAUUCCCAUGGAGCACGCCUGAUUGUUCCUCAAUAAUCCUCGUCGUCGACCCUCUGAGAGCAGUAAAUCUCUGGAGUUUGUUGCCCUAAUUCACAGAGCUUUGGAUUCCCUGGUACGACGACGACUUUGCUUCUUCCAUUGGGUGGUGGUUCAAGCUUGGUGGGCUUUUAUAGUUUUACAGUCGGCCCUGCUCCGCUUCUCUGCAAGCCCAGUAAGCUGCAGGGGUUUAAGACGGCGGAGGGAUUUAUCGCCGCCGCUUCUGCCGUCGAAGCUCCUCCUUUCCUGCGGCGGCGGCGGCGGCGGGAUGGCGCGGCGGGAACUGCGAUCCCUCGCCGACGAGUACGGACUGAAACCGGCCGACGCAAGGCCUCCGCCUCCGACACCUCCACCAUCGCCAUCGCCAUCGCCAUCCCCUAGGUCGGUGAUCCCCUUCUCACUCGUGAGGUUUUUCUCCUGUCCUUCUCGUCGCGCAUUGGGGUUUCUCGCUCUGUGA
This is a messenger RNA of Spirodela intermedia, 1918 nucleotides long. The record is from the annotation of a GenBank genome assembly. NCBI's taxonomy places the organism in Eukaryota, Viridiplantae, Streptophyta, Magnoliopsida, Alismatales, Araceae.